Molecule: messenger RNA, 1235 nt
Organism: Carcharodon carcharias (great white shark)
Lineage: Eukaryota; Metazoa; Chordata; Chondrichthyes; Lamniformes; Lamnidae
Product: protein FAM163A-like
Exons: 3
Coding region: 481-939 (152 amino acids)
Source: RefSeq, a predicted model, not a curated record
AGACAGAAAACUGCUGGAGCAGCAAAAAGUAGCAAAGAAUUUUCAAUCACAGCACAAUCGUUGUAGGCUGGUUUAUAGACUGAUUCAGGAAGAAGAAAUGCACUGUGAUUUAGUGCAAGAUAUUCUGGAAGAGGCGCAGCAAGGAUAAGGUUCAGUCCUGAGGAAAGUGUCUGAUGUGCAGCUGAAUUACAAGAGCCGAUCGGGAUAAUCGAAAAGCUGAUUGAUGCACAGUCCCUCAAGCAGUGGCACUCGAAUCAGCCUGACCUGGAAAUGCAAAGACCAUCCCUUAUGUGAACAAGGUUUUUCGGUGUUUGAAUUGAUUGGGUUUGCUUGAGUAAUAUUUGAAAAGUGCUUUCAGUGCACAGUUGGAAGAAUGAUGGAGACUGUAUCUGAGGAGCCGGUGAGCUGUGAAAGAGAUAGACUUUAAGCCAGAGAAGAUCAAAGCCACAUGCAGUGGAGGUUUGAUGGAGAUUCGGUCGGAUGACAGCUGGAACUGUUGUUAUCACUGGUGGAAUACUAGCAACAGUAAUACUGCUGUGUAUCAUAGGCGUGCUCUGUUACUGUAGGCUUCAGUAUUAUUGCUGCAAGAAGGAUGAAUCAGACGAUGAAGAGGAAGGCUCGGAUUUACCCGUUCAUCCACACUAUGCUUGCAACUCAUGCAACGCGCACCUUGUGGACGGUUUGGUCACUCAGCUGGCUCCUCCAGUGGAGCCCAGCCAGACAGUUGCGAGGAGCUCAUGCCCCAGCUGCUCGCCCUUUUACAUACAGACCGCUGACGAGAUGCGCAAUGGGGGCGAACGCAUCACGUACACUCCCGCCCGCUACAAAGAGCCAGGGCCGCCCAUUGAGAUGCCAUCGCUUCAAGGUUUCCCGGUGAGCCGGCAAAACACCAUGCGGGAGACGCUUGCGGGUGUCAGGGCUAUAAGUACUGAUGUGUGAACUGGGGACUGGGGAGCUUUGGGAGGUGGAUAGAGGGAGACUAUUUUUUUCUAUUAAGGGGAGGAAAAAGAGAGUUUGCAAAACAGCAUAUGGCCUUGAACAAGAGGCUCCAAUAAAGGAAAUUCACCCCGAUCUAAUCUCAUCAAUGAAGGGCAGCAUCUGCCCUACGAGAACACAACAAAGGCAUUACUUAGUUCCACCCUUAAGUUUCUUUCUGGGUGACAGCACAGACAAGAGAUGAAACCAGUCCGGCUGCACUCUUUUUGGCAAGUUCACUUGUGUUUUAAUAAACUUUC